AUGUUUUGUUCGGACGCGCAGACCUUGGCCCAACGCGCAGCUCCUCGAGAGACACCGCCGUGCUUUCCUGAGCAAGUCUACGCCACUUCAAAUGGCAUUGAGAGUGGUGUCUCAACUAUUGGUUUUCGCUCGGGUCGCUACGCACCAGAGGAGGCGCGUGCCGCCCUGGAGAAUCGGCUUGCUCUGGCGCAGCUGGAUGUUGAUGUAGGUGAAAAGAAUCGCAGUGAUAAUAGGAACAUGAUAAUGGAGGCGGAGGAGCGAAGUAAAGCAGAUUUCCAAAACACCACGGAGCGACUGAGAGAACGUCUCACCGAUCUGCAUCUAUGGAAGACUGAAAUGGAGAAGGAGAUCCUCAAAGUGAUUGACAUGAGUGAAUCGCUGCUCAGACGGCUGGCGGAGUUGAAUACCAGCCUCAAAACGCUGGAUGAGUGCGUUCUCCUGACAACGGACUGCUUAAACGCUCGACAACGACGAUUUGGGGAGGACUUGCAGCAAGACGAAGUUGAGCUUCAGCUCAUAAAGGAACUCGAUAUCCUUAACAAGGCCAUUGCUCUGAUUAAACGGUCAAUAGAACAGGUCAACGAUCAACUCAACCGAAACCGCCUGGCAAAGACAAAUCUGGAGAAGGCUUGGAGCGAUAAACAUGAGGCCGACAUGCUGGAUACGGAGGGGGCACACCUGACUCCCGAGAGCACCAACAAGCAGCACUACGCGGGCGAGGCCCGCAGCUGGCCUCAGGCCGCCCAGUCCACAGUGGAGUCAUGGACCCAGCACGCUCAUGAUCUCAUCUUGCGCUCGGAGCACGAGCGUAUCGCCAGUGAUCACCUCCUCCAGCUCUGCGAAAACAUCCUCCACGACGUCGAACGUGACGUUAUUCAGCAGAAGGAUACAGUCAAUGCAGCCUUCCAGCGACGACUCGACGAGUACGAGUGCGAGAAAAAGAACCUCACUGAUAAACUCAGAAAGACAUGCGAUGAAAUCGCUAAAAUGGAACAAAGCAUCAAGGAAUUGGAGAAUGCAAUAGUUGCCAAAGAUGCUUACGUCCAGACAGUUCAGACGCGACUUCAUUUGCACAACCAGCGACAAAAUGUCGAAAACUGUCGUGAUCCACCUCAGAAGGCAAUGCUGGAUGAAAUGCACAACAUUCAAGAAACAAUUGAUAAGUUGAGAAACCAGUUGUCGAACACGGAGAACAAUCUCAGGCACCUCCAAGAUGAGCAAAUGGCUCUGGAGAAACAAAUCCACAUGAAGAACGCCUCCAUUCAGGUGGACAGAGACCACUGCGCUCGUCACCGCAUGCACUUCCCGGCAGCCACGAGACUUUGUGGUCAUUAA
This is a messenger RNA of Echinococcus granulosus, 1335 nucleotides long. RefSeq names its product Tektin-4. Gene Ontology annotation, cellular component: microtubule cytoskeleton; nucleus. The record is from RefSeq and is a predicted model, not a curated record. Bases 1 to 1335 code for a protein of 444 amino acids. Gene Ontology annotation, biological process: cilium movement involved in cell motility; cilium assembly. Lineage: Eukaryota; Metazoa; Platyhelminthes; Cestoda; Cyclophyllidea; Taeniidae. The transcript is spliced from 5 exons.